GGCAGUUCCGCUCCGGGAAGGCGAGGUCGGGCCGAGCCUGCUCCGAGUGAGUUUUGCCUUCCCAGAUCUCUGCCUUUCCCCAGAAGGAAGAGGAGAAAAAUGACCAAGUUCCAGGAGGCAGUGACCUUCAAGGACGUUGCCGUGACCUUCAAUGAGGACGAGCUGGGGCUGCUGGACCCCGCCCAGAGGAAGCUGUACCGGGACGUGAUGCUGGAGAACUUCCGGAACCUGCUCUCUGUGGGGCAUCCAUCCUCCAAACCAGAUAUGAUAUCCCAGCUGGAGAGAGAGGAAAAGCUUUCACUGAAGGAGACUCCAGCUCAGAGAGGUGGGCCCUCAGGGGAGAACUGGGCAGCUCGAGGCCUCGCAGGAGGCAGCAGUCAGAAUGAGAGGAAAACUCUUCCUGAAGCAGGAGUCAGGUGCAUUUCCUUGGGAGAGCUUUCAUGCUGGCAAAUCAAGAAACACACAAGCAAAUUAACCCAAAGUCAAGACUCCAUGAUAAAUAUUCAAGGAAAGAAUUCUCAGUUCCCCCAACAAUGUAAUCCCCCCUGUGAAGCGGGAGCCAGAGUAUCCAUUCAAGCUUAUGUGGAUGACAGCUGUGUAAUGAAUCUUAUAGAGGAUCAGUCCAACAUUACUGAAAAUCAAGAAUUUCCAACUGGGACAGCUCAGAAUUCUUGGAGUAAAAUAUAUCUGAAUGAGACACAGAAUUAUCAGAGAAGUUGUGAGCAGACUCAGCUGAAAAGCAGAUUGUGUAUAUUUGCUCCAUAUGUUGACAUUUUCAGUUGUGUUUCACACCCUGAUGCUGACACGGUCGACAAAAGAGAUGAAGCUCAUGGCAACAGAGACUGUGGGAAAGACAUGGUGAAGGCAUCACCUCUUGCCCAGCACAGUGUAAUCCACACAGGACAGAGCACCUACCCAUGCAAUGAACGUGAAAAAGCCUUCAGUGGUGGCUCCAGGCUGGAACUUCAUCAGCAGGUUCACUUGGGAAAGAUGUCCCCUGCAUAUGGUGCCCAUGAGGAGGACGCCAGUUACAAUUCAGCUAUUCCCAUUCAACAGAGUGUUUGCACAGGAAAUAAACGCUAUUGGUGUCAUGAGUGUGGGAAGGGUUUCAGCCAGAGCUCAAACCUGCAGACUCAUCAGAGAGUCCACACAGGGGAAAAACCCUAUUCGUGCCACGAGUGUGGGAAGAGCUUUAACCAGACCUCACAUCUUUAUGCCCACCUUCCUAUUCACACAGGAGAGAAGCCCUAUAGGUGUGAAAGCUGUGGGAAGGGCUUCAGUCGUAGUACAGACCUCAAUAUUCACUGCAGAGUUCAUACUGGAGAGAAACCUUAUAAAUGUGAGGUGUGUGGGAAGGGCUUCACUCAGAGAUCGCAUCUUCAGGCCCACGAAAGGAUCCACACUGGAGAGAAACCAUAUAAAUGUGCAGAUUGUGGUAAACGCUUUAGUUGUAGCUCAAAUCUUCACACCCACCAGAGAGUCCACACAGAAGAGAAACCGUACAAAUGUGAUGAGUGCGGGAAGUGCUUUAGUUUGAGCUUUAAUCUUCAUAGUCAUCAACGCGUCCACACGGGAGAGAAACCCUAUAAAUGUGAAGAGUGUGGAAAGGGUUUCAGUUCCGCCUCAAGUUUCCAGAGCCAUCAGAGGGUUCACACAGGAGAGAAGCCAUUUCGGUGCAAUGUGUGUGGUAAAGGCUUCAGUCAGAGUUCCUAUUUUCAAGCCCACCAGAGGGUCCACACUGGAGAAAAACCCUACAAAUGUGAGGUCUGUGGGAAGCGCUUCAACUGGAGCUUGAAUCUUCACAAUCAUCAGAGAGUCCACACUGGAGAGAAACCCUACAAAUGUGAGGAGUGUGGGAAGGGUUUCAGUCAGGCCUCAAAUCUUCAAGCUCAUCAGAGCGUCCACACUGGGGAGAAACCAUUCAAAUGCGAUGCGUGUCAGAAGAGAUUCAGUCAGGCGUCACAUCUUCAGGCCCACCAGAGAGUCCACACCGGAGAGAAACCAUAUAAAUGUGACACGUGUGGGAAGGCCUUCAGCCAGAGGUCCAAUCUACAAGUCCAUCAGAUCAUUCACACCGGAGAGAAACCAUUUAAAUGUGAGGAGUGUGGAAAAGAAUUCAGUUGGAGUGCAGGACUCAGUGCUCAUCAGAGGGUCCACACAGGGGAAAAACCCUAUAUGUGUCAGCAGUGUGGCAAGGGCUUCAGUCAGGCCUCACACUUUCACACACAUCAGAGGGUCCACACUGGAGAGAGACCGUAUAUCUGUGAUGUGUGUUGUAAGGGUUUCAGCCAGAGAUCACAUCUCGUAUACCAUCAGAGAGUCCACACCGGAGGGAAUCUGUAGAAAUGUGGCGAGCAGUGUAGCCUUCAGUCAGACUUCACAUCUUCCUGUCCAUUGCAAAGUCUGUGCUGAUCCCUGUGGAGCGUUCCUUCCGAACUCAGAAGCUUCAGGGAAUCUUUGCGGGAAAGAAGCUCCAUAAAAUGCUGUGUUUUAAGGAUUCCAGUGGGAGAUUGUUUACAAACAUCAGAGUUCACAGAUGAAAGAAAACCGACUCUAGAAAGAUGGUCAGUGUUUGUACCACAGUUCUGAAUGUCCCAGUUCUCAAACAGAAGAGUCUGGAAAUUCACCGGAAUCUGCCCAGGAGAUGGCUUAUCAAUGAAGAUUUGGGGCAGGACUUUAGCAAAAGGAUAAUGAUCGACAAAACUGAUGUCCACUACAAUGGAACCUCCAUGUAGGAGCGAUGGUUUCCAGCCCUGUAUCUCUACCAUGUAGAACUGGGCUUGGCUCGCCAUAGCUGCCCAGCCAUUGCUAAACCAAGUGCAGAAAAUCCCUAUAAUUAGGACAAAUAGUUGGAAAUUCUAGUCCUUUCUCUACCCUAAAUUCAUAAUGACGUACUCAAAAGGAAUCCUGCAAGUAGCCUUAAUAAGAUUAAUCUGAGGAAAUACUGAUUGAAGUACAGGAAGUCAUGUGAUACUGCCGUCCACAAUACUAGAAAUUUGGACAAGACUUGUGAAUGGCCACUGUCCCUCCCAGCCUUCCUUCUCUGUACAAUGCACCAUCCGUUGUGUUCAGUGUAAUAUUUAGUAUCCUUAGUUUGUAUUUUACAGACUAAAAAAAUUAAUCUAGUUACAUGAUACUGCAAUUUGUAUGAUUGGAAAUUUUGAACCUUAAUUCAUUAAGGUAGGAGUUUUCUGUACCUCUCUGAAAAAUGUUAAAAGUAGUUACUAAUGAUAAAAAAUUUCUUAGUCAA
Molecule: messenger RNA, 3250 nt
Organism: Equus quagga
Lineage: Eukaryota; Metazoa; Chordata; Mammalia; Perissodactyla; Equidae
Gene: ZNF235
Product: zinc finger protein 235
Exons: 5
Coding region: 100-2343 (747 amino acids)
Biological process (GO): regulation of DNA-templated transcription
Cellular component (GO): nucleus
Source: RefSeq, a predicted model, not a curated record